UCUAAAUUCUCACGAGGGUUUCCGGAUUAUUGCGUGUGUGUGUGUAAGACAGACCUGCGUGUGUGCAUCGACGUAAUCAGGUAUCGAAUAUACAUUUUGAUAAAGAAACCCACCAAAACUGUUCAACUAUGGAAAUUACUCAAGUGAUUAUAAUAUAGGUCACAAUCUUGAAGACUAGAACGUCAAAGACCUUUAAUCAUACUCUCUAUGUAGCGUUGAUAAUAAUACAGAGCAUUGUUUUUUUUCCGGAUAAUACGACCUGUUGACUCAGAUGUAUUGAUUAUUUUUCUACUCACGGUUAAAUUCUGAAUCGGACUACGUGCCUACAACAUUCUAGCAGGACACCAUGAGCAACCCACCUCCGUACGCAGCAUCGCCGCCUCCUCAGGCUGGCUACCCCCCUCCUCAAGGUGGCUACCCUCCACCCCAGGCUGGCUAUCCUCCCCCACAGGCCGGCUACCCACCACCUCAGGGAUACUACCCUCCGCCACAGCCCUACUACCCGCCAGCUCCUAUGCAACAAAAUAUGCAACAGUCUACGUCCAACAAUAAUGUCAUAGUGGUAGGAGGCGGAGCCCCAUCCACACAGACUGUUAUAGUACAAGAAAGACGUGGAGUGAAUCACGUGCUACACUGCAUCAUCACAUUCUUCUUCUUCCCAUGGAUCAUCGUUUGGAUCAUAUUGUGUUGUAUGGACGGUUGUUAAAUCAACAUCCCAGAUUUUCAAGAGUUGAUACAGAACUGGAUGCUGUUAUACGCCAGACUCUACUUUGCAAAAAUAAAAAUAUUGUUCUAUGCAUUUUGUUUAACUUUUCAAGUACCAUACGCAAUUACGCAUACAUUUCAUCUAAAUCAAACUCACUAGAUCUAGAUAAGUUUUCCCUUUCCUUUUCCCCCUCCACGACAAAAGAUUCCUCUGGCAACCUAAGAAGGAUAACUCCUUUAUUUGAUUUAAGUUAUGUUUGACUAGACAGAACAUCAGUAGUUGAAAUGUCACCAUUCUUGUGUGUCGAUAUAUAAUAAAGCACGAAUUUGUGAUGGAAUCAUAAUAGCGCGGGCUUCGGGGGGGGGGGGGGGAGGAGGAGAGGGGCGCAUCUUAUGUAAACAUUGAAAUCAUCGACCACUUCUGCAACAGUUAAUACAUGAUUGUUAAAAGAUUACAAAGACAUGACAUUUGUAUUUUAAUCAGAAUCGUACUUAAUGUACCAAACAAAUUCAUAGUUUAAAAAAAAAACAACCCAGGGCAUCCUAAAAUACGUAUGCACAAUUUGUUACUGCUUUUGUUACUUUAUUUGAUACGUAUGUUAUUGUAUGUAUUAGUUUGUUUUUCCUACCGGUACUUUCUCUUCCGUGUUAAUACCAGUUCCAAGUUUUUUGUUUCCUGAAGGUGUAGGGCUGCCGGGAGAUUGAAGUAAGGUCCCACCUUUACCUGUAACCAAAAUCUAACCUCAGCUUAUGUGGCCAGCACAAUGACUGCCAGGAGCCUAUCCCAUAAGAGCUAGAUGUGGACUCAGUAGAAACAAUUAUUUGAAAAGAAGUUGUGAUUUUAUUAGGGGGGGGGGGGCGUGGAGGCAGAGUGGUAAGCGCUUUGCUUCUGAACCGAGGAAUCAUGAGUUUAAAUCCUAGUGAAGACAGUUUUCGAGAUCUUUAAGGUGCCAUCGAGUCCACUCAAUUCUUAAGGGUACUUGACAUACAGUGGCGUAGCUAGGGUGGUGGGAGUAGAAUUGCAAAAUCCCCCCCAAAUAAGUGUUUGAAUUUAUUUUUUUUAAUUAAAUAUUCGUAAAAACAAUGCAAGGGCCCCCAAAGAGGUCAAGCCCCCUGGGCCCAUAAAUGAUGGCAAAUUCCUAGCUACGCCACUGCUGACAUACUAAGGGGAUGUAAACGUGCUUGGUCAUUGUGACGACCACAUGAAACCCACGUUAACCACCCACCAUAAUAACAGAUGACCUUUACACCAUCUGCCCCCAUAGAUCGCAGGUCAGAAAUUGGUAUAGUUUUUUUUUUUUUUUAAUUCUAAUUCAUUAAAAAAUAUUUUAUUAUAUGACUAAUUUCUAGAAAUUCAUCAAUGUCUGAUGUGUUUACAUGUUUUUGAGGUGCCCUGUAGAAAUGUGAACAUGUAUGUCUCUCACACUAUCAUUGAACUGAAAUCAAAAUACAUUCCCAUCCACACAUCAAA
Messenger RNA from Biomphalaria glabrata, 2176 nucleotides. Its product is annotated as rhodopsin-like. The record is from RefSeq and is a predicted model, not a curated record. The transcript is spliced from 5 exons. NCBI's taxonomy places the organism in Eukaryota, Metazoa, Mollusca, Gastropoda, Planorbidae. The coding region runs from base 347 to 706 and encodes 119 amino acids.